This is a messenger RNA of Equus caballus (horse), 5008 nucleotides long. It is a transcript of the gene LRIT3, whose product is annotated as leucine rich repeat, Ig-like and transmembrane domains 3. The record is from RefSeq and is a predicted model, not a curated record. Gene Ontology annotation, molecular function: protein binding. Lineage: Eukaryota; Metazoa; Chordata; Mammalia; Perissodactyla; Equidae.
UGCAAGAUACACUUGAAGGUUAAGUAACUACAGAUCUCAGCUAAUCCCGUGUAAUCUGCUGUUGGUAAAUGGCUGUUUACGGUCCUGGCACACCAGCUUCUGAAUGCUUAGGAUUUUGUUUUCACCUUUUGUUCAAAUAACCUCUGAAAGGAGCGAUGCGUCUCUUUGCAUGCCUGUGCAUUGUGCUCAGCUUUUUGGAAAGAGUGAGCUGUUCGUGUCCUUCACAGUGCACCUGCGACUACUGGGGCAGAGACGAUGGCUCGGGAUCAAGGUUGGUCCUAUGCAAUGACCUGGACAUGAACGAGGUCCCUACGAACUUCCCCGUGGACGCCGUGAAGCUUCGCAUAGAGAAGACAGUCAUCCGCAGGAUCCCGGCCGAGGCCUUCUACUACCUGGUGGAGCUCCAGUACCUCUGGGUGACUUACAAUUCCGUGGCCAGCCUUGAUGUGAGCAGCUUUUACAACCUGAAGCAGCUGCAUGAGUUGCGCUUGGAUGGGAAUUCUCUGGCUGCCUUCCCUUGGGCAUCUCUGCUGGACAUGCCGCUUCUGAGGACCCUGGGUCUGCACAAUAACAGAAUAACCAGUGUGCCAAAUGAGGCCCUCAGGUACCUGAAGAACCUUGCCUACUUGGAUUUAUCAAGUAACAGACUAACAACGCUGCCACCAGAUUUCCUGGAGAGCUGGUCUCACCUAGUUGCAACAUCAUCUAGAAGCCUGGCCCUCACACCAAGAAGAAUUAUUCUUGGUCUGCAGGACAACCCUUGGUUUUGUGACUGUCACAUUUCCAAAGUGAUCGAGUUGUCUAAAGUUGCUGACCCCGCUGUAGUGCUCCUCGAUCCACUGAUGAUUUGUAGUGAACCCGAGCGCCUGGCAGGGAUUGCAUUUCAGCGGGCUGAGCUGGAGCAGUGUCUGAAGCCAUCGGUGAUGGCCUCGGCCACCCAGAUCACGUCCGCUCUGGGCAGUAACGUUCUGCUGCGGUGCGAUGCCACCGGCUACCCCACCCCACAGCUCACGUGGACCAGAUCCGACAGCUCGCCAGUUAAUUAUACAGUAAUUCAGGAAUCUCCAGAGGAAGGAGUCAGAUGGUCCAUAAUAAGCUUGACAGGCAUUUCAUACAAGGAUGCUGGGGAUUACAAAUGUAAGGCCAAAAAUUUGGCUGGGAUGUCGGAAGCUGUGGUUACUGUGACAGUGGUUGGUGUUGUCACAACCACCAUAUCAUCAGACACUUCUGAAAGAGGAACUGGAGAUCAGCCUGAGCAAGAGGUCCAGGCAGACUCUAGAACUCCAUCCAUACCUGGCCCAUCGGCAUCUCCCUGGCCUCCUUCCUCCGCUGCUUCUUCCACUUUUCUUUCUACUUCUACUUUGUCUCCUCCCUCCACUGCUUCCUCCUCCUUAUCUCCUUUCUUCUCCUCCUUUGUUUCUCCAACCACAACUCGAAGCACUAGAAUUUCAACAAGCACCACCGUGGCUGGCCAGCAGUCACUCCAGCUCUACCCAGAUGUGAAAAGAAAUUUAAAGGUGGAGAUGGGUGGAGGUAAGCUUCCUCCUGCUAGUGCAAGUAAAAAAGAAUUGGCGUUGUUGGAUCAAGCAAUGUCUAUGGAGAUGGGUGCCACAAUAGAAAAUCUCAGGGUGGUCAGCGAGACCGAAGAGAGUGUGACUUUGGUGUGGAACACCAUCAACAGCAUGCGUGACUCUGAGGUGAACGUGUUGUAUUCCAAGUAUGGGGAGAAGGACCUGCUGAUGCUUAAUGCUGACUCCAGCAAGAACCAAGUAACCAUAGAUGGCUUGGAGCCUGGGAAGCAAUACAUAGCAUGUGUCUAUCCGAAAGGAGUGCCUCCCCGGAAGGACCAGUGCAUCACCUUUUCUACUAGGACGGUUGAAGAAGUGGGUGAUUUUCAAGGGUCUUUCCUUAUCGUGGUGAGCGGUACUGCCUGUGUUGUUGUCUUGCCAUUGAUAUUUUUCCUGUUGUACAAAGUUUGCAAACUGCAAUGUAGGUCAGAAUCCUUUUGGGAAGAUGAUUUAGCCAAAGAGACUUACAUCCAGUUUGAGACCCUGUCGCCCAGGUCUCAAAGUGUAGGGGAACUUUGGACUCGAAGGCACAGAGACGAUUCAGAAAAGGUGCUGCUUUGUUCUAGGUCAAGUGUGGAAUCUCAGAUGACUUUUAAAAGCGAGGGUUCUAGACCAGACUAUUAUUGCUAAGGUUUUACAGCUCAGGUGCAUGUGAAUUUCUUCCAAUUGAGGAUCUGAGGGUAUAGUUGACCGUCUGUUUGGAUGACUUUUGGACAGACUUUCCCAUCCUUCAUGAAAAUCACAAAUGGAGUGCUUUUAAUUGUGUUUAAAAAAAUACCAUGAGACUUCUGAACUGAAAGGACAAAUAAUCUUGACUUUUUUUGUGUGGAAGGUGUCCAUAGAAAUAAUUUUUAGAGCAGUGCUUAAUAAGUUAUUAAUAUGUUUUAGGGUAAUGUUUUAGUCCUUAAAAAUAAAUUUAUGUGAAAAUGGUUGUAAAAAAGUGAAAUCUGAAUUUUAAAAAGAUAGUUUUUUGGGCAGUGAAGAAAGAUUAGUGUAACCAGCUAUGCCUUGACUUCACUCCUGUUCAAAGUGCCCUGUGGGGUUUGCUGUGGAUACUGGCUGCCAUUACCUGGUGGGCGAGAGUGGAAGAGUAAGUUUUGCAUUCGCUAAGGUGAAAUCCAGCCCCGUGGAGAAGGAGGGCUCCGUCUCUUCGUGCCCGUAGGCAUUACAAUACUGUGUAGUUGUAUUCAUAUUGCAAGUAAGAAACAGUUUUCCCAUGUCCUAAGAAACAUAGGUAUUAGCAAAAAUAAGUUUAGAAAGAGGAUCAUGAUGCAUAGUAAGGUCAUUUCAAAAAAUAGUAACUAUUGCAUUCUAGUACAUUUGCUAAGUGACUGUAUGGGUCUGUUUUUAAACCAUGGUGCUCCUUUUAAAACAAUCUCUUGAAUAUUUUGAUAUUUACUCUUCUUCUCUCCCUCCGCUCUUCCUUCCGUCGUUUCUUUUUUCCCCUUCUGCUUUGUCAGAAGAUAUUCAGGCGGCCAAAGGACCACAGCUAAGCUGUUUGUCUUUUGCCAUGUUAUUUUGAUUUCCUGGAUAAAGGGAAGAACUUGGAGAGUCUUUUUUAGAGCCAAAAGGCAUGUUUUAGGAUUUUGAAAGAUUAUCUUCAGUGGAUGCAUUUGGUCAGACUUUGUAGGUUAGAAACAUCAAGGAAAUUGAAUUGGAGUGGCCAGAUGAAUGGGAGAAAAGGAGCGUCAUAGAUAAAAUUUAGUUUUUUUUUUAAAAAGGAGUUUUUCACCACCUUUACUCAAGAUUAUAUUCCCUUUACAUUGAAGAUUUUGGAGUAUAGAACAGAUUUAUAAAGGUAUGUCAGAAGUCCUGAAAUAUCCUGAGAAGCAAGUUCUCAGAAAAUACUAUGUUUGGUAAGAAACAGAUUGUCUUUGAUGUAACACGUUGUGGAAAUUAUAAUACAAGCAGCUGCAGAAUGAGAAAUUGUUUAUUCCAAAUGGCUCUUAAUUAAAAAGAAAAAAGAAUUUCAGUUUAGCCAUAAUCCGCACAUCAGAAGAUGACCAGCAUGGAUGGAUGGCCUGCUCUGAACUCCCCCACUUCCCCUGCUGGUAUAAUUUCCUCUCCUUUCCAGCUUUUUUGUCCUUGGUGCUUCCAUCACUGAGUGCAUUAUCUAAUGAGCUAACAGUUUUUAAUUCAGUAUUCAUUGUUGGGAUUUGUUAGAAAAAUAUAUUUUGCAGACAAUUUUGUGUUUAGCUUCAAAUUAUUUUAGAUCAACUUAUUUUAAACUAAAAGAUUGCAAAAACCUUCAUUUCUCUACUCUAAAGAUAUCAUGAAAUUUCAUUGCCAUAUUUAAAGGGCUCUGCCAAAAUACUGCGGGAGAAUGUUACAGACUACUGAGCUAAAUGGCACCCAAAUUGUACAAAGGCAGGUUAUUUCAAAAAAGGAGACUUGGACCAUCAUGAUGAGAUAAGUUACUGACUGCCCUUAUAAUCAAAAUCAAGUGAGGUCUGGACUUAAUUUUGACCAAUGAGAAAAAGCUAGUUGGUGACAUGGAGGGGAGAAAGCACUUUUGUCAUCUUCAACUUGGUUUUAGCACAGGAGGUGAAUUGCAAGUAAUUUGUUACUAAUAGUGAAAGAAUAUAAUUGUAAGUCAUCUGCUUUCUAAAAAUACAUAGAUUUGAGUCUAUGCAAGGUUAUCCUGGUAAUAUCAUUGCUCUCAUGUUCUUACGAGUACGCUUUCUUGAGUGGGAGAGAAAGACUGACAUGCUAGCAAGCAGCAUGGAAUUCCACGUAAUCAACAGUCUGUUAAUCAAUGUCACCAUAAGCGUUGUGGAUGAUAUAUAGCAUAACUGAUAUUGAGCCAAUAUAUGUUGCAAUUAGAUAUAAUUACAAUGUCUUACUUUCAGACAAAAUAUAUUGGAGAUUUGUAAAAGUUGGGGUACACGGUGAGGGCGUGUUCCACGUGAGACUAUCAUCAGUGAUGUGCUAUGACAUAAAAAAUGUUGAGGACUCCAAAGUAAUAGUUUAUGAUGGCCGGAAAAGCAAACCGUGGACUUUGGAGUCAGAUAAGUGCCCUGGACUUUGGGAAACUUUUAUGAAAGUUUCAAAGAGAAAAAUUUUUGACCCCUAGGCUUGAGUCUCAAAAAGGCAUUAUGGCUAAUGAAGGGAGAUUAAAAAAGAAAUUUCCAGAUGAAUGAUUGUGAAAUAAUUCAAAUAAAAUGGGAGACAGCUCAGGAAAGUUGAAUGGCUGUCUAGUAACUUAAAAUUUCAAAUGAUAAGUAUAAAGGAAAGAAAGAAGUUUGAGUAACCAAUGACGAAUGUAGAAAUGUAGCAAAUCUAUUAUAAAAGUGUCAAAAAUUUAGACCACCCAAUAAAUUAAGGAUCAAAAAGAAAGGGUAAAGUUGACCAGAAGGAACUAUAAGGCUUGUUUUUUGUUUUGUUUUGUUUCAGUGGAAAGAGAAUGCUAAUGUUUGUAUUGAUAAGUAGACUUUUCUUUU